Corylus avellana is the source of this 721-nucleotide messenger RNA. RefSeq names its product protein yippee-like At5g53940. Lineage: Eukaryota; Viridiplantae; Streptophyta; Magnoliopsida; Fagales; Betulaceae. The record is from RefSeq and is a predicted model, not a curated record.
CUGGAAUUUCCCGGUUCCGGUAGUUGAAACGUCAACUGCCAAACCUGUAACUUAGUGGCUCAUUGCCGCUGUAACCCCGAAAGCAAGAGUUGAAUUUGGAGCAACGGGUUCAACAUGGGGAGGGUGUUUCUGGUAGACCUCGAAGGCAAGACUUACCGAUGCAGAUUCUGCGAGAACGCUCUUGCUCUUGCCGACGACGUACUCUCUAGGCAUUUCAAUUGCAGUCGGGGGAGGGCAUACCUUUUCAGCAAUGUGGUAAAUAUAACACUUGGACAUCAGGAAGAGCGGCUGAUGCUUUCUGGUUUGCAUACUGUAGAAGAUAUUUUCUGCUGCUGCUGUGGACAAUAUGUUGGUUGGAAAUAUGUGGCAGCACAUGACAAGAGCCAAAAAUACAAGGAAGGGAAGUUUGUUCUUGAAAGAUGGAGGAUAGUUGAGGAGGUCACAGAGGAAUUCCAUUUGGAUGCCCGCCCUGGUUCGAGUGAUGCAGAAAAUCCAUAGAAAGUUGCUGCUUUUUUCUUCUUCUUUUUCAAAAUCAAAUGCUAAAUUCUAGAAAAUAUAGUAAUGUAUCAUUCUGGAGUCUCACCGCCAAGAUUCAUAUGAUGCAGGAGGAUGACAUUUUGACCACAAAUGUUCUUAUUAAUCACCCCAUCAUUGAAAUCGAUUUCGGAAACUUCUUUGAGGAGUUACAUAGAAUAAAUCAAAUGAAAUAGUUUUGAUGCCA